Messenger RNA from Oryzias melastigma (Indian medaka), 4904 nucleotides. RefSeq names its product calcium channel, voltage-dependent, gamma subunit 1b (gene cacng1b). The transcript has 5 exons. The record is from RefSeq and is a predicted model, not a curated record. The coding region runs from base 2226 to 2912 and encodes 228 amino acids. Gene Ontology annotation, molecular function: calcium channel regulator activity; voltage-gated calcium channel activity. NCBI's taxonomy places the organism in Eukaryota, Metazoa, Chordata, Actinopteri, Beloniformes, Adrianichthyidae. Gene Ontology annotation, biological process: regulation of calcium ion transmembrane transport via high voltage-gated calcium channel; calcium ion transmembrane transport. Gene Ontology annotation, cellular component: L-type voltage-gated calcium channel complex; membrane.
UUGUCAAAGAAAUAAAUCAGUGGGCCUCACACUAAUGGCAGCCCUCUUACAUCCAAAUGUUAAACACAUUCAAGAUUUGACUCAAGCGAAGGGGGCGGUCUUUGAUCUCAGCCGUUACUUUUGCCGAAGCAAUCAUCUGAUGUGGCACUAAAACAGCGUCCUCUUGUAAUUUUCCCCUAAUUUCACUUCAUUUCAGUGACACAAAGCUCAUCAUCCCAUGUCAGCUCUAGCAGCCGAACCAAAACAUGUGGAGGGAGUUGAAAACUUGCAUUGAAAGCUGUUUCUGAUGUGAAUAUUACCAUGACCCUCAUAGAAAUGGCUUCUGGGCACAGCUAAUCUAAUUUAAGGUGAGUAAUGUUUCCUGUCAUUAGCGAACGAACACAGUUGGGUCUCUCUGAAGGCUGUGGACCCUCAUCUGCUAGGAGUAAAAUUAGACGCCAAUUAAGGCUGUUUCUCAUCCUUCGUCUGGCAGGUUUAACUUAAUUGAAUCAUUGCCGCGCUCACAUGUGUUGAUGCAGAUUUCCAGUGGAUGUCUGGAAGUCCAAACUUCUCAUAUCCGGUGCAGCGAGCGUGGCAAUAAUGCUCCUUGCAUAAGAGCUUCACAGCUAACCUGUGCAGGUGAGUCAGAUAUGAGUCUGUUUGCAGCUGGUCGACACCGGGGGACUCUGUCCGAGUGACGCACUGCAUUGUGGGUGUCUGUCAGCCGUGUGUUGCUUAGAUACCAUACAUCUGUGGGGUGUUUGGUCUUUCCACAGUCACUAAGGAACCGUGAGCAAAUGACUGGGGUCACGGGGUCACCCCGGUAGACAGGCGGCGUCGACAGACACUAUUAUUACAAAUUUGCAGACAAGCGGUCACUCUCUAAGCCCUGAAGAGGAACUCUUCCCCCUUGGGAGAAAAGGCUGCUAACGCUUUCCGAUUGGAACGUAAUAACAGUUUUUUUUCUUUUCAUCCACCAUUGGGUUUUUUUCCCCCUCUUAGUAAUCGACAUACUUCAUUGUUGUGUGUUUUCUUGCAUCCUCUUGAAGAUCUUAGAAUUUAAUGUGCUAAAAACACACAGCAGUGUGUGGAUCGUCAGGGCUGAAAAUGGGCCAGCCUUGUCUAAAGUGGGGCGCUUUGGUUUAUAAAAAGCUUGUCCGUAUAUGCAGACUUUUACAAGGAAUAGGCAUAUAUUAUUAUAUUUUUUUUUUAUUGAGCUGUUUGGUCAUAUUCAUGAGCAUUAUUGUAAGGCUCUUUGAAAAGAAUAGUGACGGUUUGGGAUUGAUUUGGUAAAAAAUCUGCAACUUUAAAAUAUGUCAUUUUUACUCUGUAAAUUGUAGUUUUUUUUCAUAAAGAACUUCAAAAGGUAAAAAUAGCUUUUAAAAACUACUCAUAAUCUUAUUAAAAAAAAAAAAAUCCACCAGAAUCACUGAUGCAUAUUUCAGGAGUUAAAACUAAAAUAAAAAAUCUCAACUCAAGAGGUUUCCUAUCAAAGCCCUUCCAUCUUUUUAAAUCUGGAUCAGAAGCUGGCAUCAGGUGGGACCCUUGUCUAAAACCUUGACAGCUGAUUGGCUGCUAAAGUAGAUCAGCUCAUUCAGAUGACAACUAAUAAAGGAAAUCCUCAGUUUAGGAGUCCCCUGACACCUGACGCCUGAGACAACCGAGCUGGAAAUGGAUCGGACUGAGUAAGAGGAAGAAAUGUGACGGGGAAUGUUCCAGAUUCCUGAUGGAUUGAUUGAUUAUGGUGGAGGCAUUGAAUUAUUGAACAGAGGUGUCAAACUUGUUGAAGGCUUGUUUUGGAUCAUCUUUUAUGCUGGAGCGGAGGAAAUGAAGCUCUGACAGUUGAUAGACUGUUUCUGAAGCUCAAAUAAAAACAAAUUUGGCUUCAUUUGGACUGAAGAUGUAAACAUAAACAUGAACAUCUACACUGUGUGGCUGAAUGGUCUGAUCUUCCCAAUGGUGAGUAGAGAGGGAGAGGAAAAGAGAAGAGAGAAACUAGGGCACCGUUAUCUGGCCCCCUUUUUUUUACUAACCACCAGGCACAAGGCAGAGAAGGAAAAAGAACAAACCUUGGAGAGCAGAGAGGACUUCAGCAGUGUGACGAAGACGAGGAAACAUCUGGAGUCAACGUCCAAGCUGAAAAAACAGCAGCAACCUUCACUUGUGUCUUUGCAUUAACUCGUGACAUUCGGGCACUUCUGCACCUCCGGCGCUCGCUCACACACAGACACGCCUUCUCCACAAACAUGUUUGAGGAGCAGGUGACGAAGGUUAAGAUAACCUCUGUGGUGAUUGUGGUGGGCAUGUCAGCGAUGCUUGCUGCAGUGGUGACGGACCACUGGGCAGUUCUGAGCCCCCGGGUGGAGAAGCUCAACACCACCUGCGAGGCGGCCCAUUUUGGCCUCUGGAGGCUGUGCAAGAAGACCAUCUUCAUCGUGGAGGAGGACCCUCAGGGCAAAGGAUGCGGCCCCAUCAGCCUACCCGGAGCAAAAAACUGUUCCUACUUCAAACACUUCACAUCGGGAGAGGAAGCAGAAGUUUUUGAAGUGAAGACUCAGAAAGAGUAUAACAUCUCGGCAGCAGCCAUCGCCAUCUUUAGUCUGUUCUUCAUGAUCCUUGGAACGCUUUGUGUCAUCUUCUCCUUUGGGAAGACGCGGGACUACCUGCUCCGGCCUGCUGGGAUGUUUUUUGCCUUCGCAGGCCUUUGCAUCAUCAUCUCCGUUGAGGUAAUGCGGCAGUCUGUCAAGAGAAUGAUUGACAGCGACGAGACCAUUUGGAUUGAAUACUACUACUCUUGGUCAUUCACCUGUGCCUGCGCCUCCUUCAUGCUGCUCAUCCUCGGCGGGGUCGCCCUGCUUCUUAUCUCCAUGCCACACAUGCCUCGGAACCCCUGGGAGACCUGCAUGGACGCCGAGGCGGACACUUUGGAUUAGCCACAGGUGUUCCCGCCAGCACGUCAGGACCACCAGGAUGCUGGAGCCUAUCCCAUCUACUGAAGGGCAAAAGCAGGGGUUCAUCCUGGACAGUGUUUUCCAUUCAUAUUUAUGUUUCAAAAUUAUAUUUUUGUUGCUUUCGAGAUUUUUUUUAAAUGCAUUGCCUAAAAAAUAUAUACAUUGAUUAUACAUGGAUUAUAAAAACUAUGCAUAUUUUGUUGCAGUUUGAAAAAAGGAAAACAUAUCCAAGACAAAUAUCAGAUUUUAUUAUAAAAGUACAUAAUCCAUUAAAGUAUUCUUUUUAUUUUCAAAGUUACUUAAGCACAGCUAUUUGAGCCAUUUACAAUUUUAAUUGUUUUUUAAAGCAAUGUUUGCUUGAAUAUGACUAAUGUCUGCAGCAUAUGUCCAACAUUAGCUGUUUAUGUUGAAUUGAUAUGCAUUAUCAAUACAUUUAUGACUGCUCUAAUGCAAAAAUAGAAAAUAAAAGGCAUUAUCGGUUUUAAAUUACUGCUUUUCUAAUGCAAAAACUAUCAGUAAGAUAGACGAGGCAGCUAUAAAAGUAAUGUCUUUUUUACUGUUAGGAUUUUUAUGCACAGUAGUUUAGUUUAUUUUACUUUUUGCAUAAGUAUGGGUUAUGUAUAGAAAUGCAAUAACGUGGCUUAUUUUUUAUUAUUCCAAGAUAUUACUUUAUUUCUUAUUUUUAGUUCUGACUUUAACAUGGUUUUCUAACAUCUGAACAGUGUUUUUCACUGUGGAGAAUUAUCCAAAUAUUUCUUUACUUUUUAUUGAUUUUUUUGUCAGACAAAAAGAUUCAUGAGAGCAAUCCCUUUCAUGCAGCAACUUGUUAUUGUUCGUCAAAUGAAGCAAUUUUUUCCCUCUGUCACCUUAGCCCUGUAAUCACUCAGACGGUGCAGGUACUGGGAAAUCAAAAACAUAUCAUAAAUACGUCCGUUCGGCAGCAGAAAACAAAGAAACUGUUGUUUGAUGUCAUCAUUUGUGACUCACAAAUGGGUUUUCCAGUGAUCACAAAUUCACCUGUUUGUUAAAGCUGAAGCCAUUAUUUAAUCAAAACAAUUUUACAUGGAAGGAAAGGACAUUUUUUUAAUAGAGUCAAUGCCAGGUCACAAGUUUUUCUUUAAAUUGGGAUUAUGUAUAUAAUUGAAAAGUUAAAAAAAAUUAAGUAAAAGGAAAUUCUUAAAUGACGUGUUGUUAAUAUCCCUUUAAGUGUGAGAAUUUGUAAAACUCCAAUAUGUCUAUAAUCAUAUUUUACAGAGCAAUAAAAUUUGUUUUAAUCAAGAAAAACGUUUUUCUGCUUUUAUUGUACAUUUUUAGUUAACCAUUUUGAAUAAUUUUUUUUUUUAAUAAGUUAAAUUCAAGGUUUUUUGGUGCUGCUGUUACUGACUUUUGCUUGUGCUUGAUGCUACGUGCUGCAGGCUUUUGCUAGGGUAUACUAGUUAGGGUCGACAUGUAAGAGUCCACUGGGAAACCUUGCCAAACCCCCACCAGAGGAGACCAGCAGGUCACAUGGUUUUCUUCAAUUAUGAGCUUAUUUUUAUCCAGAAUGCAUUGGCAAAAAAAAUAAAUAAAAAGACCCAAUGGAGUGUUUUCAGUUUGUCACAAAAAUAUGUUCAGAUUUCUUCAUCAACUGUUCAAUUUAACACUCGUGAUGUGCAUUAAAAGGACAGUUGCACGCCACACAUGGAAGAAGGACGCUUCCUCCUGCCGUCUGUGGCGGUGCUGCGCCUGUGAAGCUGUCGUUUCCUUUCCUUGACCUCUGACUGAGUGCUGUCAAAGCUGCCACUAUUUUCUUCGCACUACAAAACUAUACAAGCAUUUCCAUUCUACUUUGUCCCAAGGAGGGACGAACUGGCACAGAGGUUCAAAAUCACAGCCUGAGAUUUCCAGCAAGUCCUUCAAGAAAAAGGAGAGAAGAUUUGACAGGAUUAAGGACAUUGAGGACGUAGAACUAAAACUGAGUCCAAGAUGACCACG